This is a messenger RNA of Rotaria sp. Silwood1, 294 nucleotides long. Lineage: Eukaryota; Metazoa; Rotifera; Eurotatoria; Philodinida; Philodinidae. The record is from the annotation of a GenBank genome assembly.
AUGUUUCCUGCUAAAUCUCCAAAUGAAGAUAAAAAAGCUGUUGAUAAAGAAAAAAAACAUGAAAAAGAAGAAAAUACAAGAGCAACAACACAAUCAACAAAUGAUGAUAGUAGCAAUCAAUCAACCAAAACCAAAAAAAGAACAACAACAACAGAUAAUGAUAAUGAAAUUUAUCCACCAGCGAAAUGUUUGAAACAAAUCGAUGAUUCUAAUAUACAUCAAACGGAAGAAACAAAACAUGAUUUAACUAAUGAUGAAGAAUCAGAAGGUAAAGCUUUUUGUUUUUUUCUUUGA